Molecule: messenger RNA, 690 nt
Organism: Fusarium keratoplasticum
Lineage: Eukaryota; Fungi; Ascomycota; Sordariomycetes; Hypocreales; Nectriaceae
Product: V-type proton ATPase subunit E
Exons: 3
Coding region: 1-690 (229 amino acids)
Biological process (GO): proton transmembrane transport
Cellular component (GO): proton-transporting two-sector ATPase complex, catalytic domain
Molecular function (GO): proton-transporting ATPase activity, rotational mechanism
Source: RefSeq, a predicted model, not a curated record
AUGUCGCAACACGCAUUGUCCGACCAGCAGGUCGACAAUGAGCUCCGCAAGAUGACGGCCUUCAUCAAGCAGGAGGCCAUGGAGAAGGCCCGCGAGAUUGAGAUCAAGGCCAACGAGGAGUUCGAGAUCGAAAAGUCCAAGCUCGUCCGCCAGGAGACCGACGCCAUCGACGUCCAAUACGAGAAGAAGUUCAAGCAGGCAACCAUGUCCCAGCAAAUCACCCGCUCUACCGUCUCCAACAAGACGCGGCUCAGGGUCCUUGGCGCCCGCCAGGAGCUGCUCGACAGCAUAUUCGAGGAUGCUCAGAAGAAGCUCGCCGAGGGUGCCAAGGACAAGGGCAAGUACCAGAAGGCGCUCAAGGGUCUCGUGCUUGAGGGAUUGUAUGCUCUCAACGAGCCCGAGCUUCAGGUUCGCGCGCGCAAGAAGGACUAUGACGUCGUCAAGAAGGCUAUCGAUGAGGCUUCCAAGGAGUUCAAGAAGCAGCUUGGCAAGGACGUCACGGUAAAGCUUCAGGAGGACCAGCCCCUCGCUGACGGAAUUGCCGGCGGUGUGGUUAUCAUUAGCGGAGACGGCAAGAUCGACAUUGACAACACCUUCGAGGCUCGGUUGCGGCUCCUGGAGGACUCUGCGGCUCCCGCGGUGCGAGAGGCCCUGUUCGGAAAGAAUCCUAACCGCAAGUUCUUUGACUAA